This is a messenger RNA of Diversispora eburnea, 196 nucleotides long. NCBI's taxonomy places the organism in Eukaryota, Fungi, Glomeromycota, Glomeromycetes, Diversisporales, Diversisporaceae. The record is from the annotation of a GenBank genome assembly.
AUGGAAAGGAAUCCAACCACAAUAUGUAGAUUUAUUGCCAAGUACAAGAAGACUGGGAAUUUCAAAAAUUUACCACAGUCAAGAUGGCCACCUGCUCUUAAUAAUAAUGAAAAAAAUGUACUUGUGACUGAAGUCUCAAAACAAUGUCAUACACCAUUAAUGUUGAAUACUCAGCACCAACCUUUAGAAGUUGUAG